GGCGCAGAGCGGCGGGCGGGCAAGAUGGCGCUGCUGCGGCAGGCGUACAGCGCGCUGUUCCGCCGCACCUCCACCUUCGCCCUCACCAUCGUCCUGGGCGCCGUCCUCUUUGAGCGCGCCUUCGACCAGGGCGCCGACGCCAUCUUCGAGCACCUCAACGAGGGGAAACUGUGGAAACACAUCAAGCACAAGUAUGAGACGAGCGAUGAAUGAAACGCUCAGCAGCAGGAUCCAGCCUGGGGUGGCAAAAGACACUGCAGAGAAGGAUUCGGCCUCCUGAAACUGGUUGUAUCAAAAGGGAAAUGGGUUCCCGAUUGAACAACUCCAAGCCAGAUUAUAUCAGCCACCUACUGAUAUGAUGUAAACCACGAUGGACUCAACGAGUUCUGCUGCUGCACUCAAACUUACGCUGUUAAAGUAAUAAAAAAAAAAAUGUUGGUCCAUGUCUCA
Molecule: messenger RNA, 450 nt
Organism: Calidris pugnax (ruff)
Lineage: Eukaryota; Metazoa; Chordata; Aves; Charadriiformes; Scolopacidae
Product: cytochrome b-c1 complex subunit 9
Exons: 2
Coding region: 25-213 (62 amino acids)
Biological process (GO): mitochondrial electron transport, ubiquinol to cytochrome c
Source: RefSeq, a predicted model, not a curated record